GCCUUCCUGGGCUCCUCCUCCUCUUCAUACUCGCCCUGCGACUGUGGUCCUCCGGUCUCCCUACGGCCUUGCUGUUUCCCUGGCGAGCCUUCAUUCUCAGGUUCUCUUUUCACGCACACGCGCGCUCUCUGGGCCGUCCCCUCCUCGCCGACCCUCCUCCUUGUCCUUGCCAGCGCUGGGGUCGAGGGAGGAUUGAUGUCCCUUCAGCAUCAUGCAGCCGCCGCCGAGGAAGGUGAAAGUUACUCAAGAACUGAAAAACAUUCAAGUUGAGCAGAUGACCAGACUUCAAGCCAAGCAUCAAGCAGAGUGUGAUUUGCUUGAAGAUAUGAGGACAUUCAGUCAGAAGAAGGCUGCUAUUGAAAGAGAAUAUGCACAGGGUAUCCAGAAAUUGGCUAGUCAAUACCUGAAAAGAGAUUGGCCUGGAAUAAAAGCUGAUGACCGGAAUGAUUACAGGAGCAUGUAUCCGGUUUGGAAAUCUUUUCUCGAGGGAACAAUGCAGGUAGCCCAGUCUCGGAUCAAUAUAUGUGAAAACUAUAAAAACUUCAUAUCUGAGCCUGCAAGGACAGUGAGAAGCUUAAAAGAACAACAACUAAAGAGGUGUGUGGACCAAUUGACGAAGAUCCAAACUGAAUUACAAGAGACAGUAAAAGAUUUAGCUAAAGGCAAGAAGAAGUACUUUGAGACUGAACAGAUGGCUCAUGCAGUACGAGAAAAAGCUGACAUCGAGGCCAAAUCUAAACUUAGUCUUUUUCAAUCAAGAAUCAGUUUACAGAAGGCAAGUGUAAAGUUAAAAGCCCGACGCUCUGAGUGUAACUCCAAAGCUACCCACGCGAGGAAUGAUUAUCUUCUCACGCUGGCAGCCGCAAAUGCACAUCAAGAUCGCUACUAUCAAACAGAUUUAGUUAAUAUUAUGAAGGCUCUUGAUGGAAAUGUGUAUGACCACCUUAAGGAUUAUUUAAUAGCCUUCAGCCGCACUGAGCUAGAGACAUGCCAAGCUGUACAGAAUACAUUCCAGUUUUUAUUAGAAACUUCUAGCAAGGUGAUACGGGACUAUAAUCUUCAGCUGUUUUUACAAGAAAAUGCUGUCUUUCACAAACCCCAGCCUUUCCAGUUCCAGCCUUGUGACAGUGAUACUAGUCGAAAAUUAGAAUCAGAAACUGGAACCACAGAGGAGCACAGUCUCAAUAAAGAAGCUCGGAAAUGGGCCACACGUGUGGCACGUGAGCACAAAAAUAUAGUUCACCAACAGCGGGUCCUAAAUGAACUGGAAUGCCAUGGAGUCGCAGUAUCAGAACAAACCCGAGCAGAACUGGAGCAGAAAAUAGAUGAAGCAAGAGAGAAUAUCCGAAAAGCAGAGAUAAUUAAGUUGAAAGCCGAAGCCCGACUGGACCUGCUGAAGCAGAUUGGCGUUUCUGUGGACACAUGGCUAAAGAGUGCAAUGAACCAGGUGAUGGAGGAGCUGGAAAACGAGCGCUGGGCCCGCCUUCCCACAGUGGCCAAUAAUGGCACUUUACACUCGCUUAAUGCAGAUACUGAAAGGGAAGAAGGAGAAGAGUUUGAAGACAACAUGGAUGUGUUUGAUGACAGCAGUUCCAGCCCUUCUGGCACCUUAAGGAAUUACCCACUUACCUGCAAAGUUGUUUAUUCCUACAAGGCUUCUCAACCAGAUGAGUUGACCAUUGAGGAACAUGAGGUGUUAGAAGUGAUUGAAGAUGGAGAUAUGGAAGACUGGGUAAAGGCUCGAAAUAAAGUUGGUCAAGUGGGUUAUGUGCCAGAAAAGUACCUCCAGUUUCCCACCUCGAACAGCCUGCUGAGCAUGCUGCAGUCCCUGGCCGCUUUGGACAGUCGGUCACACACCUCCAGCAAUUCCACAGAAGCUGAACUCGUUUCAGGCAGCCUCAACGGAGAUGCCAGUGUCUGUUUUGUAAAAGCACUUUAUGACUAUGAGGGCCAGACAGAUGAUGAGUUAUCUUUUCCUGAGGGAGCAAUCAUUCGUAUCUUGAACAAAGAAAACCAAGAUGAUGAUGGCUUCUGGGAAGGAGAAUUCAAUGGGCGAGUUGGCGUUUUCCCAUCGGUGCUAGUGGAAGAACUUGCAGCCUCAGAAAAUGGUGACACGCCAUGGAUGAGAGAUAUUCAGAUCUCACCUUCCCCCAAGCCUCACAGCUCCCUGCCUCCGCUGCCCUUAUAUGACCAGCCUCCCAGCAGUCCCUACCCCAGCCCAGACAAGAGGAGCUCUCAGUACUUCCCUCGGUCUCCAUCAGCAAACGAAAACAGCCUCCAUUCCGAGUCUUCAGGAUUCUCACAGGCACCACGGCAUACUCCUGAGACUUCAUAUGGCAAACUACGACCUGUCCGGGCAGCACCCCCUCCACCCACGCAGAACCACCGAAGGCCGUCAGAGAAGAUUGAGGAUGUGGAGAUCACGCUGGUGUGAUGAUGGCGAAUUCCAUGACGACUGCUACAAUCAAGGCCAGGCUUGGAGUCUGGCCAGGCUUGUUGUUAGGCACCUUUGCAUGAUGAUGACUCUUGAAUAGAGCAAACUCAAGAAGGAUUGUAUGUGACUGGGUGGCUUGGUGGACUUCUCCCACAUUUAUGAAUAUUUUGUGCCUUUUUGUUGUCAUUUUCUACGUCAUCUCUCUUACUGUAGCACAAAUUCUAGCGGUCGCUAGGGGCAGAGGGGGAGGCCCUCAUGCCUCACAGUGGUCCGUUUUUAUAUGGGACUCAAAACCAGGCCUCAGGGCCGGGGCACAGUCACAGAGAUACUGGUCAUGUGCACGCGUACAGUAUAUUACUGUGGCCACGAGGACGUGGCAGAGAUUCUCAUCUUUCUUCACAUGACUUUUUGUUCAUCUGAUUAAGUAUUAAUCAGAUCAUGGUGGUCAUAUAAAGCAUCAGAAGAAGGGAUUUCAGGAGAGGCUGGUUCCUCACCGCAAUUAAUGCUCAGAAAGAGAAAGUGAAACUUUAUUGGAAAAUAAAUGGACUGCCCUGACUUUAGCGCCAAUUGCAUAAAUGCACAUCUCUUCCACAGCUAACAGAUUUAAAACAGUAACAGUGUCCUUUGUAUUAAUAUUUAUACCAUUCAUUUAGUAUUAGUGGAGCUAAUAUGGAGGGGCUGGGCUAGUCAUCUUGUUCAUCACAUAGACUAAUAAAAAGGCUAUUUCUGGCUAAAGCAGAAAUGGAAGUUUCCAGAUCUGAAAUGAGCCGACAUAAUACUCUUUUUGUAUUUGGAUAUCUUUUCAUCUUAAUUUUCGUGGCAUAUACUUUUCUGACCCCAGCCAGUAUCGUUAAGACUCCGAAUGUUUAGGUAAGUUGAAGGCACAAAUUUGCAUGGCUGAUCUUCUCUACUGGGGAAUUUCCUCAUGUUACUCUAUUCCGAAGGUGGAGCUCUGGCUCAGCCAGCAGCAUAGUGGCUGGUCCAGACCAGCUGCCACCCACCAUGGAGAAGGCUGCCUCCCAAGCCCCACCAGCCGGACAUCUCCUUGGGAGGGAAAACCUGUGGGCUUAGGGAGGAAACCAGCUGGUUGUGACUGAGGACGGAAGGACUGCACAUACUGCCCAAAGGCAAACUGAUGAAGAAAGAACAGGUUCCCAGAGUCACAGGGAGAGCCAGGAGGAGCAUUCUCAGCAGGCCAGAGCCCACAGCAGCUUGUCAGCCCCUCAGCAGGGUCCUGGCGUAGGGCUCCUUAGGAGGUCAGCUCUUAACUGCCUACAGAAGGUAGCAAGUGUUACCCAGGGAUGGAGGGAUAUUUGCCAGUUACUUCUUUAUUAUUAUUUUUAAGAAUUCAGACAAAUUUGCAGAAUUUUAUCCAAAAGUUAACACAUAUGCAUUGAAAAAUUGAGGCCUCCUGGGAAUCUCUAAGACUUGAAAUGCUUGCCAAACAUCCCCAUGGGGGUUUUGACUAAAAGUAAGGUCAUAGCUGAAGAAAUUUUUAGUCAUUUGAUCACUUCAGUGAUGCUAUCCACUGAUGACUCUUCUCUGUGAUUUUGGGGGGCUUUUUUGUAUUUGUUUUUUGCAUUUCUUAACUGUUGAUCUAUUUGAGGUCUUUUUUUUCAUUCUUUUUUUAUCAAACUUAUUCUUAAGUUUAAAAAAGAAAUUAAAAGGGUAAGGUUUUUUUAAAGAUUUAAAAGUGUGCUGACAUGUUAAAAUCCUCAAAGUGCUUAAACCAAGCAGUUCUUUUUGCCACCCUGUCUGAUAUUUUCUCUUUAGUUAGCCAAAUUGUCCUUCAAUUUGGAUUUUCCACAUUCUCAGAGAUUAUUUGAAAUCUUUUGUUAUAUUUUAAAGUAUUUUUUGGAAGAGCUGCUAAUUUUAUUUUAAAAAUCAAAGUUGUAAAAAUAUGCCUCCUUUUUAAAAAUAACCCCUCCCUGCUGGACAUGUAAUCUAGCCUCACCAUGCACAGGGCUGGGCUCACAGGGCCUCUCUGUGCAAAUGUGCUUUCUUUACAGUGGCUGUAAAAAGUUUGUAUUUAUUAUGUAUAAAAUGUUGAAUAAUAAAAAAAUGUGGAAUUA
Elephantulus edwardii (Cape elephant shrew) is the source of this 4506-nucleotide messenger RNA. It is a transcript of the gene FCHSD2, whose product is annotated as FCH and double SH3 domains 2. Gene Ontology annotation, cellular component: recycling endosome; neuromuscular junction. The record is from RefSeq and is a predicted model, not a curated record. NCBI's taxonomy places the organism in Eukaryota, Metazoa, Chordata, Mammalia, Macroscelidea, Macroscelididae. Bases 212 to 2434 code for a protein of 740 amino acids. Gene Ontology annotation, biological process: neuromuscular synaptic transmission; regulation of actin filament polymerization. Gene Ontology annotation, molecular function: protein binding. The transcript is spliced from 20 exons.